UCCACAUUUUGUGUGAAACUGACCAAUGAACGCUCAGAAAAAAAACGAAAAAAAAACCUCUGAGGCCCUACCCAUCAAUUUAGAAAAACGCCGCAGUUUUUCAUUCGGUCCUCAACGGAGGGGCUUGAAAAAAAAUGGAGGGAAAUCGGACAGGCAUAGAGGCUUUAGCAGAUGUUUUGAAAAGUAGCGACGAGGACGACGGGGCUUCGGAGACGGAAGGGUUUGAUUCCUACGACGAAGAGGAAUACCCAAAUAAUUUGGGUCCAAUUGAAGAUGGAGAGGAUUCAGAGCUGCCAGAGCCCAGUGAACCACACGCAGCAUCUCUCCAGCAGCCACCAUCUCCUUCUCUGCCUGCCACCACGGCACAGGGGCCUCCACCACGGCCAUCGCCACCAGCCCGGCCAGCGAAGAGGUCCCGCGCCCCCCGAGCACAGGAACCUUCCCCGCAGCAACCGGCGCCCCCACCGACACAGCAUCCGGCUCCACUGUCUUGGAAGACAGACAAGGAUCCAGACACCGCUCCACAUGUCUCAAGGUUUAAACCGGCUCGGACACCAGGCGUACAGCUCAGCUCCACCUCCACAUAUACACCCCUCGACCUCUUCAAACUUUUCUUCCCUGUACCAGCGGUACAAACACUGUGCCAAAACACAAACAAGCAGGCUGCUAAAAAGAUAUCACAGGGAAAGAAGUACAAAUGGACAGACUUGGACGUAGGGGAUUUUUACAAGUACAUUGGGCUGCUUCUGUACAUGGCCAUGGUAAAACUUGACAGUAUCGUGGAUUACUGGAGACAGAAUCACCUUUUUUCUUUGUCUCUUCCAUCACAGAUCAUGCCACGGGACAGAUACAGAACAAUAUCUUGGAACCUUCAUCUCAGCGACCCUGAUGAGGAUGUCCAUAAUGACAGGAAAAAGGGCACAGACCACCAUGACAAACUGUUCAGGCUAAAACCCCUGAUGGACACCAUCAAGGACGCAUGCAAGUCAUUUUAUCAUCCCUACAGAGACCUGACCGCGGAUGAAAGAAUGGUUGCCUACAAGGCUAAAACUGGGAUGACCCAGUAUAUGAAAGCAAAACCCACAAAGUGGGGAUACAAGCUGUUUGUCUUGGCUGAUCCAAGGAAUGGCUACACAGUGGACUUUUCAAUUUACACCGGCAAAAGUGACAUCCCUUUCGGACAUGGCCUGUCCUACGACGCUGUGAUGUCCCUUGUGCAACCAAGUUACCUAGGCACAGGCUACCACAUUUAUAUGGACAAUUUUCAUUCUAGCCCCAAGCUCUUCAGGGCUCUCCAUGAGUGCAGAUUUGCCGCCUGUGGGACUUACAGGGAGGACUGCAAGGACACUCCUCAGACAGACCUAAACGCCCUCACAAAAAAAUCAGAGAGAGGCUCCAUAAGGUGGAUCCGGGAUGGCCCCAUUGUCUAUGUGAAAUGGAUGGACACGAGGGAAGUAUCAGUCUGCUCCACAAUUCACACAGCACACUCUGGUAAAACUGUACAGAGGAGGGUGAGACAACAAGAUGGCUCCUGGACAAAGGUAUCAAUCCCCUGUCCCACACCAGUUAUGGAGUACAAUGCACGCAGGGUUGGACUUGAUCAAUCAGACCACCUCAUUCAGUAUUACUCUGCACAACAUAAAACAAUGCGCUGGUACAGAAACCUCUUUUAUCAUUUUCUGGACAUUGCCACCACCAACAGCUUCAUUAUUCACAAGGAACUCUGUCUGGCCCAGCAAGCAAAACCCAUGACACGCAGAGCUUUCAUGGAGGAGCUGACCGCUGAGCUCUGUGGCAAGCCUCUCCGCACAGCUCCCGCCCGGGCCCCUGCAGGUCAUCUUCCUGUGCCUAUCGCCGAUGUCUGUGCAGCGAGCCCCAGCGCGAGAGCCACCAUGGGACGCAGGAGGUGUGAACACUGCCAUAGUCAAGGGCGCCGAAAGGACACGCCCUGGAAAUGCAGGGAGUGCGAUGUUUCCCUCUGCCUACAGCUGGACAGAAACUGUUUUGCAGCAUGGCAUGAGCUGAAAAAAAUGAGACAUGAAAACAUAUACGUUAUGUAAAUAUUGUGCAUAUUGAGUGGGGUUUUUUUUCCUAUAGA
Molecule: messenger RNA, 2098 nt
Organism: Xiphias gladius (swordfish)
Lineage: Eukaryota; Metazoa; Chordata; Actinopteri; Istiophoriformes; Xiphiidae
Product: piggyBac transposable element-derived protein 4-like
Exons: 2
Coding region: 135-2060 (641 amino acids)
Source: RefSeq, a predicted model, not a curated record